GCAGACUUGUUGACGUGAUUUUAUAUUUGCUUCUUUAUCCCUCCCUCCAUUUUUGUUCUUUGUACUUGUGCCUAGUUUUCUGUAGAAGUAUUAAUCAUUAUGAGCCACUUGGUUGGAAGUUAUUUUGUGUGUAUGGGUGAGUAAUAUAACUUGUGUAAUGUCUAACGCGAAAGUAUUGAACAUCCAAGUGCUGGUAGCCUCGCGCCGGGUCCCUGGUAGGGCGGCCAUUGCAGCUGGUCAUGGCGUCAUGUGGACAGCUGCACUAUAACUCGACGGAUUUUGUAGCCAGCGGCGGGUACGAGGGUAUCAAAGACCAGGCAGGAAGAUCAUUUAACAUCAGAGCUUCCUCAUUGUCUCGAGAACAAUAGUAUUUAUUCCCUGCCGGAUGCUUAAAAAGCCAAAGUUUGGAACGUGUGAGCAUAUUUGAUUUGGCAAUCAAAGUGAUGCCUCCGCUGAAGUAUGUACGUUGUGCAAUGGAGGAGAAUCAGCUGAGCCUCAUGGAAGAGGAAGAAAAAGAGGAUGGAGAGCUAGAAGAUGGCGAGCUGGAAGACGAUGAGGGGGGGGAUGACCUCUCCAAGAAUCUGCCCACCUCUCCCCAGUUGGGUCACGAGGAGAAAGGGGUCGAGGAGAUGAAAGUGAACAUGGAGGAGGAACGGCUGGAAGGAGAAAACAGGGCUGGAUUAGAGGUGGACAUCAGAGAAGAAGGGAAGAAGGAGAGGAGAGAGAGUAAGGAGGAGAAGAAGAGAAAGCAUAGAGAUGAUGAUGAGGAGAAGGAAAAGAGAAAGAAAAAGAAGAAGAAAAAGAAACAUGUUAGUAGUGAGGAGGAAGAUGAGGAAGUACCACCAGCACAGAAGUUUGUUCACCGUAAAAUUAUACCUCCUGCUUUUGAUGGCAAUAUGGGUUUUGAUGCUAUGCUGCAACAAGAAAUGAUCCUCAGAGGACGUUCCCCACCUCCGGGAAUGAUGGCAUAUGUUCCACCUCCUGGGCCUUAUGGUGCUCCACAUCCCAUGUUUCGGGGACGGCCUGUGUCAGAUUAUGACUCCUUUGAAUCUGGCUCGGAUUCCGAAAUGAGAGAACGCCAUGGACGCCGACCACGACGUCCUAACAGAAGAUUCAGAAGAUCUCGUUCCAGGUCCCGAUCACCUUCUCGCAAAAAUGAAGCAAUUUGCAUGUAUUACAUGCAAGGGAGUUGUCAGAGA
Homarus americanus (American lobster) is the source of this 1199-nucleotide messenger RNA. Its product is annotated as protein suppressor of sable-like. Gene Ontology annotation, molecular function: metal ion binding; RNA binding. NCBI's taxonomy places the organism in Eukaryota, Metazoa, Arthropoda, Malacostraca, Decapoda, Nephropidae. Gene Ontology annotation, cellular component: nucleus. The record is from RefSeq and is a predicted model, not a curated record. Gene Ontology annotation, biological process: negative regulation of DNA-templated transcription.